Molecule: messenger RNA, 2982 nt
Organism: Octopus bimaculoides (California two-spot octopus)
Lineage: Eukaryota; Metazoa; Mollusca; Cephalopoda; Octopoda; Octopodidae
Product: heparanase
Cellular component (GO): extracellular matrix; membrane
Molecular function (GO): hydrolase activity, acting on glycosyl bonds
Source: RefSeq, a predicted model, not a curated record
AAGAUAGAUUGAUAGAUCCAACUGAGUGGGCAAAAAAAAUAUGAGACACUGCCUAGUGCUUUUUUUAAAAAUUUUGAUAAGCCUGGUACUUAUUCUUCUUGGCAAACCAGUAAGUUAUGGGGAUGUAAAUAAACGAACAGCAGUUGUGAAGCAGUGAUGAAUGAAGUCUUAACAUAAUUACGUUGAGUGUAUACUUUAUUGUGAUUAACAAAAGGCACUACGAGGAGCUUCUCCAUUUCUAGGAUCUAAUGAAUAUAUCGCUAUAUCAAUUGAACCCAUGAAGUGGAUUGCCUCACUGCAAGGACAUUAAAGGCGCUGAAACCACUUUCCAAAAUUACUCACUUAAAUUAAUUCACAGUACAUUAAAUUUACGUUUCCAUUGAACUGGAAUUGGCUUACGUAGUGACAUAAUCUUCUUCAGGACCGCCUUCUUAUACAAACAUGUCACAUUUCUACGUUCUUUUACUGUUUCCACUUUAUUUACAAGUUUUUGGCUAUCAUGAAAUAUCUGAUUCGAAUUCUACACAAUCUCUCACGAUUGCGGUGCUUGUUUAUCCUGACAUUGUUUUACAGAAUAUUUCAUCACGAUUCCUUUCCGUUACAAUUGACACAGACACUCUGAAGAACAACUGGCAAUAUCUGAAUACCAGUUCUACCAAAGUACAAACUUUGGCUUGUGGGCUGUCCCCUGUAUAUCUGAGGAUUGGUGGAACUUUAGAAGACUUUCUCUAUUUUCAUGAUGAUUCCAGUGCCUUAGAAAACGUGAACAACCACUUGAAGCCAUUUAAUAUAACUGGCCAUCAGAUUGAUGAACUCUUUAAGUUUACCAAUUCUGUCCACUGGGAUGUUGUUUUUGGUUUGAAUAUGUUGAAUCGGCAACAUGGUAAAUGGAACGCUGAUAAUGCAGUGAGACUGCUUCAGUAUAUUGCUAAGAAAGGCUACCCUGUCGCUGCCCUUGAAUUGGGAAAUGAACCAGAUGUCUACCAACUGAUUCUGCCUCACAGACCAGAUCCAACGGUCUUAGCAAGUGAUGUUUCAUAUCUUCGUUCUAUCAUGGAUCAGAUACCACAUUUAAAGGGGACGAAACUGCUGGGGCCUGAUGUCACUAAUCAAUGUGUUACUCAACCGUCAUAUAAAAAUUUCUUUAAAAAAUACCUGGAUGCAGCCCACACUUUCUUGGAUGCUGUUACCCUACAUCAAUAUUAUCUUGAUGGCAAAUAUGCCAAACUUUGGGAGUUUUACGAUAUAGCAGUUAUGGACAGGUUGGAAAAUGAACUUGCUUCAGCCAAUGAUAUUUUGAGAAAGCAUGCUCCAGGAAAGAAACUUUGGCUUGGAGAAACCAGUGCAGCCUGGGAUUCUGGUUCUGUUAAUGUCUCCAAUUCAUUUGUGGCUGGAUUUUUGUGGUUGGAUAAACUUGGAUUAGCUGCUAAAUACGGAGUUGAAAUUGUGAUGAGACAAGACUUCUAUGGUGGAAACUAUGGACUAAUCCAGUUUAAGAAUCUGGAUCCAAACCCAGAUUAUUGGUUGAGUCUCUUGUUCAAGACAUUGGUUGGUGGCCCAGUUUUUGAAACUGUUGCCUUAGAUCCUACAAAACAUUUCAGAGUUUAUACACAUUGUACCAACUUACAAAGGACAAAAUAUGGUCCUGGUGCAAUAACCGUUUACUUCCUGAAUGUAUUUUCAAACAAAACUGUAGCCAUUGAUUUUCCUAAAUACAGUAACCAAAUUGUUCAUUUGUACCUGUUGGAACCUGCAGAUGAAAUGGGUCUCAAGUCAAGGAAUGUCAAGUUAAAUGGAAUCCCACUUCACUUAUUAAAUAACAACCAGUUACCUUCUUUGAAGCCGAAACCACAAAAACAACCAGUCCUGAUACCACCGUUAACAUUUGGCUUUAUUGUUCUUCCGAAUGCCAAAGCAAGGCCUUGCUAUAUAUAGAAAAGAAAAAAGAAACAUGGAAAUGAUGCAGGAAGCAUAUCUCCAGGAUUGGUAACAAGUGCAAAAUAAAUGCCUUCGAAACAACCAGAGACAUUGAACUGAUGGAAUAUAUAAAAAUGGUAAAGAUAGAGAGAAAGAAUGUUUUAGCAAAGCUACUCAAGAAGUGAAGUAGAUUUGUGAAAUUCAGUUUUUCGAGUUUGUGCCAGGGUGUGGAGCCACUAAUGCUCUUGUUUUUACUAAGGCAACAAUGGAACUUCUUAACCAAGGAUCUUUAUAUUAUUGAGUUGGAGAAGGCUUGUUGUCAGAUGAAACCUUGAUGAGGGGGCGUCUUGUGACAGCCAUGAAAGUCAUGUAUAGGGACGUUGUGAGGAAUUUAGCCUGCAGCUAGAUGUCUAACAGAGCUUGGUUUUAAGCUAUUUCCUGUUUUGUAGAAUGUAAGGAGUUGAAGACAGAUUGUAGUUCUCAUUGAAGAAUUAAAGAGUUCUUUAUCUGAAAGAAAGGACCAGAAUUGAGAGGCAUGGAGAUAUAUAUUGCUGUGUUGCAAACCAGUUUAAACUAGACCAUUGUAGAAAACCAGAGAUUAUGAUUAAAAAAAAAAAAUGAUGAUAAUGAUGAUGGAAGGAAAAGCAAGGUUUGUUUUCAUGUUAAACACAUGGGAUACCUCGUUAGACUAAACUAAUUAAAGCAAAGACCCAAUGAGGACAAAUCAUAAAGUUAUGUUACUUUGGAAUUAUUUAAAUUUGUCUUGUUUUUCCUCGUGUUGCAUUUAAAUAUGUCUCAUUAGGUUUUACUAAAUAUUUCUUACACAUUAAAAUCAGUCAUAGUGUUGUUAUGUUGUUUCUUUAUGUCAUGUCCUAUUUUAAGAACAGAAAUAGCUAUUUUUAAAUUCAUUUAAAUUUCAGAGAAAAAAAUAAACAUUAAAAAUGUUUUUAAUUCUUUUAUUUCUCCAUAAUAAUUUGUUAAGCAAUGUUGUACAGAAUCAUUUAAGAGUAAUAUAGUCUAACAUUGGAAAAAAUAAAAUUUGAUUCAAAAAGGAAAAAAAAAAAA